Neolamprologus brichardi is the source of this 2464-nucleotide messenger RNA. The record is from RefSeq and is a predicted model, not a curated record. Lineage: Eukaryota; Metazoa; Chordata; Actinopteri; Cichliformes; Cichlidae.
AGAGGAAGAGUUGGUUGUUUUGGCUCUUGUUGUGCCUGAGUGCCAUUUUAACAGCAGAAUACCAGUUUUGAUUGGUACCAAUGCACUGUUAAGACUCCAUGAUAAGUUAUCGGAACGUGACGGUCCAGAUUUCCUUCACAGACUGUGUUCCAGAGAUGUAGCGUUGGUUCUCCAGCACUUGGCUAAACAAAUGGAUGAUUGCCACAUACACCCAGUGAGGUUGCACGGGAAAGUACCAGUCACCAUCCCUGCCAACCACAAGUGUUGUUUAAUGGGCGAUGUUAGGCUGAGAAAGAACACUCCUAACGUAAGUUUUGUCCUUGAACCAAAUGAACAUGACAAGUUACCUGGUGGUUUAUUUCUUGAAACUGCUUUGAUAGACAUCCCUUACAAAGCGAAGAGUAAGGUUCCAGUCGUCUUGCAGAACUUGAGUGGGCACAGUAUUGUAUUGCAACCAGGAAGUACACUUGCCCAGGUAUGUGUAGCCCAGCACAUUUCACCCCUGGCUCCUGUUUCAAAUGCUUCUUCUCAUGACAAGUUUGAUGGAGAGAAGCUAAAGUUUAAUCUUGACGAGUCACCCAUCUCUGAAGAAUGGAAAGAGCGCAUUACCACCAAGCUUAAGUCUAUUUCAGAAGUGUUUGCGGUUGAUGACCUGUCUUAUGGUCAUACCACUGUGGUAAAGCACCACAUUCGGCUGAUCGACGACACGCCGUUUAAGGAACGGUCGAGGCCCAUCCACCCGAAUGACAGAGAAGCUGUCAAGCAACACCUCAAAGAACUGCUUAAUGCAGGGGUUAUUAGGGAGUCAGAGAGCCCCUACGCAUCUCCAAUAGUAGUCGUGCGUAAAAAGGACGGUUCAAUCAGGUUGUGCGUUGAUUACCGGAAGUUGAACGCACGAACCAUUAGGGAUGCUUAUGCCCUCCCAAACAUUGAGGAGACCUUCACGGCCCUUAGCGGUGCCAAGUGGUUCUCGGUCAUGGACCUCAAAUCAGGCUAUUAUCAGGUUGAGAUGGCCGAGGAAGAUAAAGCUAAAACUGCUUUUGUCUGUCCUCUUGGGUUUUACGAGUUUAAUCGCCUGCCUCAGGGUGUUACAAAUGCCCCAAGUAUGUUUCAACGACUGAUGGAGAAGUGUGUUGGGGAUUUGAACUUGAGUGAGGUACUUGUGUUCUUGGAUGAUCUGAUUGUGUUUUCAGACACCCUGGAGGAACAUGAGGUAAGACUCAUGAGGGUGCUGAACCGGUUGAGGGACUUUGGGUUGAAGCUGUCCCCAGAAAAAUGUCAUUUCUUUAGGCCCUCGGUGAAGUACCUUGGCCAUGUGGUUGAUGCCCAAGGAGCAAAGUGGGACCCACUGGCUCAAGUUCAGGUGGCUGGAGUGGUACUGGAGAUAAAGAAGACUCAGAGUUCCCUGGAAGCUCAGGAUUCUCAGAGGGUUUGGGCUGUGCAGGGUUCACAUUCUCCUCUGAUGAUUGGGCCUGCUUUGCAGGGUAUGCAGUCUUGUCAGAAGGUUGGGGCUGCACAGGACCCACUGCCAAUUCUGGAAGCUGAAGGUAUCCAACCUGAAAAUGCCAACCAUAAGUCUCAUUCAGAGUAUGUGAACAAUCUUCGUCAACGUCUGGAGGAGAGCUACACCCUAGCUGCAAAAAACUCCCAGAGGAUCGGAGAAAGGAAUAAAGCUAGGUUUGACAAGAGGAUUAGAGUGGCCGAGCUCUGUGCAGGUGACAGGGUUUUGGUUAGGAACAUGAGUAUCAGAGGUAAACACAAAAUCUCAGACAGGUGGGAACAGAAAGUGCAUGUUGUGGUUAAACGAAUCAAUGAUGGCCCUGUCUAUGUUGUGGAACCUGAGUUGGGAGACGGGCCAAAACGCACCUUACACAGGGAUCUCCUGCUACCGUGUGGGUUCUUACCUGUGGAAGAAAUAGCAGGGAGCAGAUCUCAUGGGCCCUCUAAAGGGAAGAAACUGAGAAACAAAGCCGAAAUAGAAGUACAAUCUUCUGAUGGUCAGGAAGAUGAGGUAUACAGUGAUGAGGACGAAAUGUAUCCAGCUUUUGUGGUUCCAGAAAUAAUAACCAGAGGUCCUUUUAUCCAGACUGAAAGGCAGGUUAUCAUACCUCAGCUGUCCACUGGGGAUGUGCAUUCUAGCUUGCCCCGUGCAGAGCCACAAGACGAGUCACACGCACAAGAAACACCCAGUCAUGUUUCUGAACCUGGACCUUUGUUACACUCAGACAGCAAUGAGGUGACCACAUCUCCCAUUCCAUCUGAUGAAGGUCCAGGUUGGGUUGUUAUUGACAUUCCUGAGCAGACAGAACCUGUUGAAAUGAAUCAAGAGAGCAGCGACACUGCUGAGCAGAGUUCAGAGCCAGAGACAGUAGAGUUGCGGCGUUCUGGGAGAGAGAGACGCCAACCUCGUAAACUAACUUAUGAUGAGUUAGGAUUCCUUCCAAAUGAAGAAGCUGCUGAAUGA